Molecule: messenger RNA, 829 nt
Organism: Piliocolobus tephrosceles (Ugandan red Colobus)
Lineage: Eukaryota; Metazoa; Chordata; Mammalia; Primates; Cercopithecidae
Product: transient receptor potential cation channel subfamily V member 2-like
Exons: 2
Coding region: 59-721 (220 amino acids)
Biological process (GO): calcium ion import across plasma membrane
Cellular component (GO): plasma membrane
Molecular function (GO): calcium channel activity; protein binding
Source: RefSeq, a predicted model, not a curated record
CUCAGCACCACUGUGCCCCUUCCCUUCCCUUCUUCCCACAGAGGGUUCCACAGGUAAGAUGUGCCUGAUGAAGGCUGUGCUGAAUCUUAAGGAUGGGGUCAAUGCCUGCAUUCUGCCACUGCUGCAGAUCAACCGGGACUCUGGCAAUCCUCAGCCCCUGGUAAAUGCCCAGUGUACGGAUGACUAUUACCGAGGCCACAGCACUCUGCACAUCGCCACUGAGAAGAGGAGUCUGCAGUGUGUGAAGCUCCUGGUGGAGAAUGGAGCCAACGUGCAUGCCCAGGCCUGUGGCCGCUUCUUCCAGAAGGGCCAAGGGACUUGCUUUUAUUUCCGUGAGCUACCCCUCUCUUUGGCCGCUUGCACCAAGCAAUGGGAUGUGGUAAGCUACCUCCUGGAGAACCCACACCAGCCUGCCAGCCUGCAGGCCACAGACUCCCAGGGCAACACAGUCCUGCAUGCCCUAGUGAUGAUCUCGGACAACUCAGCUGAGAACAUUGCACUGGUGACCAGCAUGUACCAUGGGCUCCUCCAAGCUGGGGCCUGCCUCUGCCCCAUUGUGCAGCUUGAAGACAUCCACAACCAGCAGGAUCUCACGCCUCUGAAGCUGGCUGCCAAGGAGGGCAAGAUCAAAGUGAGUGGCUGCCCCCUUCCCACUUUCCCUCUCCUGGAAGCAGUAGGUCUCACCCCAAAAUUUCUGCAGAAAGAGCCCAAGGGGUGGUGAAGAGCAGUGGCUUCUCCACUUUUCAAUGGAACACUCCUGUUAGUAAGAAAAUUUUCAGUAUGUACCUCUAAUAUAUGUGUUUAUUUAUAAAUUGUAUAUGAACUAUUG